GCUGCUCGGCUCAAAAAGCGGAGAUCACUCACACACACGCUCCACACACACCUCACGGUCUCGAGCGAGGAGCACACGCUGGCAUUAGGAGAGGAGCUGAGGCUGCAAGGAGCCUCCACCACCACCACAGAGGGACAAAACGCAGGAGCGAGCAGGACAUGAUUUCUGGGUGUUUUGUGGAACACAAGAGCGCAGCGCAAGACUUUGGCACCGCGUUAAAACGCAGCUGCGGACACGCGGAAUCCGGCUUCCCAGGCUGCGAGAUCUGUUACUUUACGACUCCAGCCUGCUGCUGCUAGUAAAACCCUCCAAGUGGGGAAGAGAGCUCCGUGUGCGCAAAACACGCGGGGACGCAGAGGCGGUGGAUCCGUGGAGUGGGAGCCGCUCGUUUGGACCUUGACGCGCAGUGGAGCCGCUGUCCUCGCCAGAGCGCAGAGAUCCACCCGGAGCCUCCCGGCUGGGGAUCACGCAGUUCUGAUGCAGGAGUUUGUUUGCACGCUGUUUGCUGGAUGAGGUUCUGGUUCCAUCCCUCCUCCGAAUGGACAGAUUCACCCCAGAAAAACCCGCUGCGCAACUGAACAUCUGAAUUCCGCCAGUGACAUGUAGUUGUCACUUAGUUUUCUCCUCCUAUGGUUUAAUAAUCUCCGUGGGAUUAUUACUCAAGAUCUUUAAUUUCCACUGUAACCAGCUUCUUCCCUGUUUGGUCCUGAAGGGGUGUGGAUCUCAUUUCCCCCUUUUCCCUUUUUUUUAUUUCUCAUUUUUGGAGAAUUUCUAUCAACACGAGGUGGAAACAUUAGAAACUUCAAGCUCCCCGCGAGUUUUCUGAAUCAUCCAAGAUGGAUUUUGUGCCAUCGCUGAUUGGAUUUUUAAUGGCAAUGUGUCAUCUGGCGUUUAGAGUCAGAGGAGAAGAGG
This is a messenger RNA of Pleuronectes platessa (European plaice), 912 nucleotides long. Its product is annotated as neuropilin-2. NCBI's taxonomy places the organism in Eukaryota, Metazoa, Chordata, Actinopteri, Pleuronectiformes, Pleuronectidae. The record is from RefSeq and is a predicted model, not a curated record.